Molecule: messenger RNA, 1132 nt
Organism: Paramecium tetraurelia
Lineage: Eukaryota; Ciliophora; Oligohymenophorea; Peniculida; Parameciidae
Exons: 6
Molecular function (GO): protein binding
Source: RefSeq, a predicted model, not a curated record
CUCUCUUACUCUAGAAAUCGUUAUUGAAGCUAUGACGACCUUUUGUCAAAUCGAAGAUGUUUUUUAAGUCCACUUAACUUCAGAAUAAGCAAGAGUGGUUGCAAAGAGAUUACCCCCUGGUUUUAGCAUUAAUUUAAGCAGAUAAUCAAAAAGAGAUGUUAAAAAAUUUUAAUAGGAUAUUUCAUCAGAUGAGGAGAAUAAAGUCACAAAAAAGACAUAUGUAGCACCUCCUUAUAGAGCAGAAAAUACUGAUGAAAUGAAAAGAUGCUUAGCAUUACUCUAAAAAUUAAAAAAACACUAGUUAGCAGCUCCAUUUCUAAGGAAAUUAGAAAAUGUUAAUUAUCCUUAAGAAUUCGAAUACGUUGACUUAUAAAUUGUUGAAUAAAAUCUAAAAAACAAUGAGUAUCUUACUGCCACGUAAUUUUGGGGAGAUAUAAAAAAAAUCUGGUAAAUGUCCUAUGCCAUGAAUAACAAAGGCACCUAAUUAUAUGCAAUGACUCAAGAAUUAGAAUAGCAUUUUAAUGAAUUAUACAAAGAAUUAGAUAAGCCUUAUCCAUAAAAAUAAGUUGUUGAGCAACCACUAAAAUAGGAAAAAUAGAAAAAGCCACCUCCCAUGUAAUAAACUAAUAGCAAUAGUAAUCACAAUAAUUAACAUAACAAAAAGCCAAUAAAACAACCAAGCCUAAUGGAACAACCUAUGAAUAUGUAGGAAAAAAGAGCCUUAGUUUCAAACAUAAAUAGCUUACCUCCCGAACAUCUCAGAGGAGUUUGGGAAAUAGUUUCUGAUGGAUUGAAAAUUUAAGAAUAAAAUGAUGAAUUAGAAUUUGAUAUCGAUACUUUACCUGUUAAAAAGACAAGAUAAUUGGAGAAAUAUGUAAACACAAAACUUGAAUAUUUAAAAAAACAACAAAGUAAAAAAGCAGCAGAAGAUAGUAAAACUUAAGAAAAAAAUGAUAGAAUUGUUCAUGCAGCAAAUAAUACAUAUAAUCAUGCUCCAUAGCCAGUUUCACAAUUAAAGCAAACUGACACUGGAGACAGUUCAUUUAGCAGUGAUGCUGAAGAAUCUGUAUGAGUUUUUUUUAUUUUUGUUUUUUGAUUUAUAUCAUAAAGAUACAAUAAAAUUUCAACUUCA